This is a messenger RNA of Malus domestica (apple), 1718 nucleotides long. The record is from RefSeq and is a predicted model, not a curated record. NCBI's taxonomy places the organism in Eukaryota, Viridiplantae, Streptophyta, Magnoliopsida, Rosales, Rosaceae.
AUGAGGAUAAAGGGAAGAGAAAAUGUUGAGAUCAUCCACCUCAAUCGAUUUGUUGAGGAGUAUGUCAUCGAGGAUUUGCCACGAAUUUCUGAGAAUUUCAUUUCAUCCAAACAAUCAGCGUUGGAAUUUGUAUUCCCAACUCUCCAAGAGAGUAGAAGAAUUUUCCUUUGGAAACACCUCAAACUAGAACGAGUCUGUGUUCUUCCAUUUUCACCCCUGCUUCUUUUUUACAAUUUUCCUUUGGAAACACCUCAAACUAGAACGAGUCUGGUAUCCAAUUACAUUCAUUUCAGUUUUGUGGAAAGGUGCUCGAAGGCUCUUCCAUUUUCUUCCGUCGGUUUUCCUUUCUCUUCCUCUCUGUUUCUGUGCUUUUCUCCCUGCGUCAAUCCUUCGUGUUUCCCUGCUUCUCUCCGCCUCCUCCUUCGCUCAAGAACCACUGGUCAAUCUGGUUUCUCUGGCUUCUUCCGAUGGCGGCCAAGAUUUCUUCAUGGAGGAGAUGAUGAUGGAGGUCAAUCGGAUCUUGAAUACGAUUUCUACCGCGAGACUUGCCCAGAAAUUGAGACCAUUGUGAGGUCGACGAUGGCGCAGAUUUACUCCCACCAGAAGAAUGUCUCUGCUCAGCUGCUGCGCCUCAUUUUCCAUGACUGCUUCAUUCAGAGGGAUCCAUUUCAACAAUUUUGAAUGAAUUGAAUGUAGGAAUACCAAGACAAGGUAAUAUCAUGAGACUUGAUUUGUUUGACCAUGAAAGUAUGAGUAGGAGACCAAGAUGGGGGAUUAGUCUUGCCUGUCAAAUAAUGGUUUGCAUUGUUCUCUCAAUUUUGGGUAUAAUUCUGCAACAUAAUUUAACGAUCCUAGAACUCUUUGGAGUUGAGUUUUGUCAAUGAUUUCAUCUGAGAAUUUAUCAGCAAACUGGAUGACUCUGUUAUGGGUUGGAUUGUUGACUGAUAAAGCCAUUUGAAUCAACAAGUCAAGCCAUGUGAACGCAGCCAGUCACCAUGCCAGUCACCAUGUGAAGAAUUCGGUCAUCAUUUCAAGACACCAUGUGAAUCAUUCAGAUGUUAUUUGCAUAGUAAAAGCAAGGAAUCAAUUAGUCAACAGGAAUCACUUAGCACGUUCUACAGUAAAAGCAAAAAUUAUUUCGACAAGUUCACUAUUUAUCAACAGUAGAAACAAGUCAUCUUCCAUCCCGUGCUUCAACAGUAUAGAACUCAAUCAUUCAAUUCUCCUUUUCUAAGUCUAUAAGAGGAAGACUCUGAAGACAAUAUAUAUAUAUAUAUAUAUAGUUUCCACUGAUUAGUUUUGAUGAAUGCUUUUAUACCGUGCCACACUUUUACUUAUGAUUAUAAGUAUUUAUUGAGGAUGUUGAGAUUUAUGGGACUAUUAUGGCAUGUUUAUACAUAUUUUUAUCUGUUCAAUUCAUGCUUACACCGGUGAUUAUAGUACUCGUAUGAGCCAAGGCCAACUUCACGUGUAUGUUCAUAUUGCAUUGUUACGCUCAUUAUGGAUCCAUUGAAGGUGCUAGCCUAUACUAGUUUGCAAUAGGCAACUAGGACUCAUAUGUGAUGCGCUUAGCGCCAACUUUAUGCAUAUGUAAUACUUAUGCGUAGAUUAUUACACCUAGCCUGAUCCAUGUAGCUACGUUCUGCAUCACGUUGUGUGUUUGUAUAAUUGUGAUGAGCAUGCUAUUUUAUAUAGUUGAGAUGUUAUGGUUUAUCGUA